Oppia nitens is the source of this 1011-nucleotide messenger RNA. RefSeq lists its product as uncharacterized. The transcript is spliced from 2 exons. NCBI's taxonomy places the organism in Eukaryota, Metazoa, Arthropoda, Arachnida, Sarcoptiformes, Oppiidae. The record is from RefSeq and is a predicted model, not a curated record. Bases 1 to 1011 code for a protein of 336 amino acids.
AUGAUGGAUGUAAUGAAUUAUAUGUCCAGUUAUUGGACAACUAUGCAAAGCACGUGGACAUUAAGUCCCUAUGUGUUCAAAGAGUUGGAUCGUAAAUACAAUAAAAAUACAAAAAUCAGACUUUUAAAAGAAACGGAUUCAGAUUUAGAAGCCGACCUCACAGGUAAAGUAUGUGUUAUUACUGGAGGCAGCCGUGGUCUCGGUGUCGAAGUAGUCAAGACAUUAUUGCGUAAGGGAUGUCAUGUGAUCACUGGAUCGUCAAAGACAAGUGAAUCGGAGCGUAACAAACGGUACGAACAGAUUAUGUCUGAAGUGAAUACAGAUAGCAGAGGACGACUAGAUAUCUGGCACUUAGAUCUUAAAUCAAUGGAUUCAGUCGUCAAGUUUGCCAAACAAUUUGAAGAAAGUAAGCUUUCACUCAACUAUUUCAUUGCAAACGCUGGUGUUGUAAAUACAACUAUGAAAUUAACCGACGAUGGCUUUGAAGAUCAUAUUGCUGUCAAUUAUCUGAGUCAUUGUCUACUUAUAGAUCAUUUUAUUGAUAACAUGUACCGAACAGCCAAACAAUCUGGUAGUGAAUCUCGUAUAGUAAUGGUAUCCUCUGGUGCACACCGGGCGGUGUCCAAUCUUAACGUUAUUGAAACUAAUAAUACUAAGAAUAUGCCUAUCAUUGCCUACAGUAUAUCAAAGUUGUAUCAAAUUAUGUUUACCAAUCGUAUGACUAAAUGGUUAGCUAAUAAAGGAGAUGAUUGGCGGUCACGGAUUACUUUCAAUAGUUUACAUCCGGGUAUGUGUGACACUCAGCUAUUAGACCACUUUCCUAUGAUUGAAGUCUUAAGACCUAUGGCUGCACAAGCAUGUCGGACUCCUAAAGAAGGUGCAGAAACAACAAUAUAUGCGAUACUGUCUAAGGAAAUGAUGGGAAUUAGUGGCAAAUAUCUGGAGGACUCGGCUCAGGAACAGCCAUCAGUCGAUGCAAUCAAUAUUAGCCUACAAAACAAGUUGUGGUAA